CUUUAUCCGUGGCCAUAAAAAUUAAUUUGGAUACACAAAAUAAAAACAUAUUUUCCAGGCAGGAAAUUAGCCUGCUGUCCCCAUCAAUUUGGCUAAAAUACGCCUGUGCGUCUUCCUCACUACUCUUCUCCUCUUCCCAGCCUGUCAGUUUUUCCGUUACUACUCCAAAUUAAAAAAUAUACAAGCACACAACACGUUCGCCAAAAUUCCACAACCAAAUUCGAUUAACAAAAUCCCAGAAGAAUCCAAAAUUCCGCCAACCACCGCCACGGCAGCACUUGAAGCUUACGACAGCGCCCACCAUCCUCACCUCCUCGCUCCGCCGCCACGUGGCGCGCCAUUCUGGAGCUGGUGGGAAUUCGAAUCGAUCCGCUUUUAACCACAUUGGGGAUUGGUUUCGGGUGAAUCUCCCCCCCAUUUAAUGCUCUCUGAGUUCGAGCGGCAACAGGGCGCAUCGAAUUCGAAUCGUGUUCGGGAAUUCGGUACUGCGGAUUGGAAUUCCUCUAAUCCCGUUGAGGGGAAGAAUGGCUAUUUAAUGCGAAGAUGCGUAUCAUUAGAGGACGCUCUUUUUCAUUUUACGUCUCCUUGUUUUCUGCUCCCUCCUCGUCUUCCUCCCCAUUUCCGUCCAGGAUUUUGCAUUUUCAUUCCCGUGGCUUUUGUUCUUCGAUCUCCGAUCGGUUUCCGAGUAGAAGGAAGGUCUAUCGCAGCAGAGAGGAGUCAAGUAAAACCAUGGACAGCAAAAUAAUGCAGUUUGAGAGGACUAGCUCCGGCGAGGUUGAUAAACACCCUUGUGUGUGGUCUUCUCCUGAAGGAGGACAAAUGAUUGACAUAGGAAAGCAGAUCUUCUGCAAUAGAUCUCUAAACAUGCGUAAUAUAGUUGCUGUCGGAUUUGAUAUGGAUUAUACGCUGGCGCAGUAUAAACCAGAGACAUUUGAAUCACUUGCCUAUGAAGGCACAGUAAAAAAGCUAGUUCAUGAUUUGGGAUACCCAGCUGAGCUGCUGGGUUGGUCAUUUGAUUGGACUUACAUGGUCAGAGGACUGGUCCUAGAUAAAAAGAGAGGCAAUAUACUGAAGAUGGAUCGGCAUAAGUAUGUAAAAGUAGCUUAUCAUGGAUUUAGAGAGCUGUCAAAGGAAGAGAAAGUUGCUACAUAUGGGAGUACAUUAAUCCGUGAUGCAUUUGAUGAGCCUGAAUAUGCUUUAAUUGAUACCCUUUUCUCCCUGGCUGAAGCUUACUUAUUUGCACAACUUGUUGACUUCAAGGACAACAACCUGGGCAAAAUACCUGCAGACUACUCUCGUAUGUAUAAAGAUGUUCGAGCUGCAGUUGAUCUGUGCCAUCGUGAUGGGACAUUGAAAAAGAUGGUUGCAAAAGAUCCUCAAAGAUAUAUCAACGAGGACUCCUCAAUUGUUCCCAUGCUAAAGAUGCUUAGAGAUUCUGGCCGUGCUACAUUUCUGGUGACAAACAGCUUAUGGGAUUAUACAAAUAUUGUAAUGAACUUCCUCUGUGGGCCAAGACCAGUGGAUGGUUCCUCUGCUUUGAAUUUUGAUUGGCUUCAGUAUUUUGAUGUUGUUAUUACUGGGAGUGCAAAACCAAGUUUUUUCCAUGAUGAAAACCGUGCCAAUCUUUUUGAAGUUGACCCGGAGUCGGGUAUGCUUCUUAAUACAGAUAAUGGAACUCCUAUGCCUCAGGUAGAUUCUUCUCUAAGGUUGCCAUUGAAGAUCCUGGAUAAAAGCUGUCAAGUUUUCCAGGGGGGAAAUGUCGGCCACCUGCAUAAAUUGUUGUCGAUAGAGUCAAGCUCCCAGGUACUUUAUGUUGGAGAUCACAUAUAUGGAGACAUUCUGCGCAGUAAAAAAGUUCUUGGAUGGAGAACAAUGCUUGUUGUUCCAGAGCUUGAGAAGGAAGUAGAACUUCUCUGGACAUUAAGAGAGACUCGCAAGGAACUUCAAUUGUUGAGGAAUAAGCGUGACCAUAUCGAGGACCAGAUUCAUCAUCUGAAGUGGUCUCUCAGAUUUGAUGGCAAGAAGUCCGUGAAUAAUGAAGACAUACUUUCUGAGCUAGAUAAAUUGGAGUGUGAGCAGGAGCGAGCACGGCUGAGUCAUCAACAAGCGCAGCGAGUAUGCCAUCAAAAGUUCCAUAAGGUAUGGGGACAGCUGAUGAAGACCGGAUAUCAGAAUUCUCGCUUUGCCCAUCAGGUGGAGAGAUUCGCUUGCCUGUAUACUGGCCAAGUCAGUAAUUUGAGCCUUUAUUCACCCGACAAGUACUAUAGGCCAAGUGAAGAUUUCAUGCCUCAUGAGUUUGAUAUCCUCUCCCUCUGAAGAUAUCUCCAUGCUGUUCAAUAUGGAAUCGACUUGUAUGAAGGUAGUGGCCAUUGUAGACUAUUCACCCCAUAGAAGUUGUAAAUCAUUAUGAUAGUCCCCAAAUUUCAGUAUCAACUCUUUGCUUUUGUGUCAAUAAAAACUAGUUUUAUACUGCAAUGCUAGACUACAGUGUUCACAUAGAAAUAAAUGUAUUACGGUGUUGACUUAAGCCAAGAUUCUUCGACUGCAACGAAAUAUAGCAAGCAAUAUAGAGCUUAAUUUCCAGAGUU
Salvia miltiorrhiza (redroot sage) is the source of this 2588-nucleotide messenger RNA. RefSeq lists its product as uncharacterized. The coding region runs from base 544 to 2316 and encodes 590 amino acids. The transcript has 17 exons. Lineage: Eukaryota; Viridiplantae; Streptophyta; Magnoliopsida; Lamiales; Lamiaceae. Gene Ontology annotation, molecular function: 5'-nucleotidase activity. The record is from RefSeq and is a predicted model, not a curated record.